AUGGAAGAGCUGCACUACGCGCUGCAGUCGCUGCCCUCUUGUCAACGGUGUCGGCGGCUGAGGAAGAGAUGCGAUUCCCAGAUGCCGGCCUGUCGAUUGUGCCAAAGUGCGAAGGUCGACUGCACCAUUUUUGAUCACGCACUACAGCAGACGCUGUCCCGCAAGUAUAUCCAAUCUCUCGUCUUGCGCCUAGAGAGUCUCAAGGAGAAACACGCCACUCUCACACUAGAGGUUGAUGCUGGUCGUCAAGCUCUGCCAGAGGGUACUCCAAAUGAAACGAAGACGCCCUCUUCCCUUCCGCAUUCAGCAUUCGAUUCCGACCGAGGGGGAGACUUUAACAACCAUUUCCCUGUUCCCAGCGUCAAUGGGUCGACUUCCCGGUUCUAUGGGUCAAGUUCUGUAUUUGCGCUUGCGGUGGAGGUCCUGGCGCUGGCCUCCGAUAAGAACCUCUUCAACCCUUCGGGCCCAUCGGAACCUGUGCUUUCAGCCAAGGACGGCCAUGACCGAGAUCUGGAUUCCGUGGCCCCUACGGCAGUCUUUGAUACCGGAAGAGAGUUUGCGCAGUCCCUCAUCGCGGAUUACAUGGCAUCCAUCAAUAUCAUUCACCCAUGCAUUGACGAAACUCACCUGCAAAGGGACCUUGAUAGGUUUCUAGCGACGAACGGAGCUCUCGAGUUCGACGCAGACAAGCUGCAACGGAUCGAAAAGUAUCAAUGCUUCCGCAUUGCCUUGAUGUGUUCCAUAGCCUGCACCGCGAAGGCGCGGCACAGUCCCAGCCUCGCAGCUUAUGGCAACCAAUUCUACGCGCAGGCUGUGAGGUACGUGGAGGAAGUGACGGCAGAGGUGUCCCCGCAGUCCCUCGAAGCUCUCCUCCUGCUCGUGAUUUAUUGCCUCUUCAAUCCCCGCAAAGGUAAUAUAUGGAAAAUCCUAGAUUUCGCCUGUCGCCUGAGCAUCCAACUGGGGUAUCACACGGAGCAAGGGCACUCGAUACUGGAGAGUGAAGACGACAAAACCUGGAGGAGAACAGCCUUCUGGAGCCUCUACUCCAUGGAGCGAUUGGUAGGGCAAUGUUUCGGUCGACCUUCAGACUUGCCCAGCUCCAUCAUUACCACAGAAUAUCCGACCGUGGUCACAGAUACGGCGCUCUUAGACGACGAAUCAAUACAGAAAGUGUCAGCCGCUCAAGGAUUCCACUUGAUGUUCCUUCGCUCAGAGAUCUACACAGAGAUUUACCUUUCCGCGACCAGCCCCCUACCGAGGCUGAAAUGGUUUUUCGACCAGCACGACGCGUUGCGACAAUGGUACCAGAAUCCCAGUCAAAGGCCCUUCGUCAACGACAGCACAAAUGUCGCAGGGGUGGGCGAAGUCACGCGCGAAAUCAUGUACCACUCAUCGGUUCUCUUCCUCUUUCAACGCCAUCUUCUCGAGGCCCUCUCCACCAUUCGGCGGCAUAAUCCACGACAACGAGAUGUGUCUCAGCCGAACCACCCACAUAUCAUCCCUUCGGAACCAUACCACUCCUCGAAGGCUCUUCUGAGGUUGUACACGCUCAUUAUCCGCUCGACGACGUGCAACUCACCUCUCUCCAUCUUCCCCGUAACUUUUCUCGCCGCAUACUCGAUCUUCCAGGCGGGCAUGACGCUUAUAUCCUACGCUCUUCUCUCCCUUGAGCCCGCCAUCAGAAUCCACGGCUCCUCCUCUGUCACUCCCUCAUGCCUCCAGGCUUUUGAGAGACGAGGAAGCGAAGAAACAGGGCUCGACUUUUCGGAUCUGCUGAGUCUGUCAAACGACUGCCUAGUAUUACUGGCCUGGUGCAAAGAGCAAUGGCCUGGUAUGGAGGGCAUGCUCGACGCCUUUGCGAGAUGUAGCGCCGAAACAAUACCGAAGGUGCUGAGAGUGUGA
Molecule: messenger RNA, 1902 nt
Organism: Fonsecaea multimorphosa CBS 102226
Lineage: Eukaryota; Fungi; Ascomycota; Eurotiomycetes; Chaetothyriales; Herpotrichiellaceae
Exons: 2
Coding region: 1-1902 (633 amino acids)
Biological process (GO): DNA-templated transcription; positive regulation of transcription by RNA polymerase II
Molecular function (GO): DNA-binding transcription factor activity, RNA polymerase II-specific; zinc ion binding; sequence-specific DNA binding
Source: RefSeq, a predicted model, not a curated record